This is a messenger RNA of Coccomyxa subellipsoidea C-169, 2181 nucleotides long. Its product is annotated as proton/phosphate symporter, splice variant a. NCBI's taxonomy places the organism in Eukaryota, Viridiplantae, Chlorophyta, Trebouxiophyceae, Coccomyxaceae. Gene Ontology annotation, biological process: transmembrane transport. Gene Ontology annotation, molecular function: transmembrane transporter activity. The transcript is spliced from 12 exons. The coding region runs from base 1 to 1467 and encodes 488 amino acids. Gene Ontology annotation, cellular component: membrane. The record is from RefSeq and is a predicted model, not a curated record.
AUGGGCAUGUUCUGCGAGUCUUACUUUAUCUUCUCCAUUGGUAAUAUCACACCCAUCUUCCAGGAGACCUACAAGGACUGCUACAAGCAGCACAAGACCUGCAGCGAAGGCCUGAUCAAUGCUGAGACUUACGUCCAGGUCAGCGGUAUCAUCGUGGGCAUGCUGCUCAUGGGCUUCAUCGCCGACCAGAUUGGCCGCAAGUGGGGCUCUGUGCUCACCGCCGCCUUCAUGUUUGUGGGAGGCAUCAUGCUGACUGCCUCCAACGGCGUCACCAUCCAAGGCUGGGCCAUCAUGUUUGCCAUCUCCCAGUUCAUCUUCGGCUACGGUGUGGGUGGAGAGUACCCGCUGGCAUCCUCCAGUGCUGCUGAGCGCGCCGAGGCCAGCAAGGCCCUGCGCUUCCGCCGCGGAGAGAUGGUCGUGUGCACCUUCAGCAUGCAGGGAUGGGGUAACGUGGUGAACACAGCCGUGCUCUGCCUGCUGCUGGCUGCCUUUGGCCAGACCGGCAGCAAGUACAACCACUAUGCUCUGGACGCUGUCUGGCGUAUCUCCUUCGGCGUGGGCCUCGUCCCCGUCACUGCCAUGCUCAUCUACCGUCUGUUCUUCCUUCAGGAGUCCAAGGUCUGGAAGAAGCAGAACAAGCCUGCUGCGAUUGCAGUGCGCGAGCAGCAGGUGCUGUGGUACUACUACUGGCACAGGCUGGCCGGCUGCGCUCUGUCCUGGUUCUUCUGGGAUGUGUCCUUCUACGGCAACAAGCUGUUCCAGUCCACCUUCAUCAAGAUCCUGUACCCGGGCGCCUCCAUCCUGACCACCCUCGAGUGGACCCUGCUCAACUCCUCUGUCUCCCUGGUCGGCUACUACUUCUCUGCCUUCACCGUUGACAAGCUCUGGAUGGGCCGCGUCAGGCUGCAGUGCAUGGGCUUCAUGAUGGUGUUCAUCCUGUUCCUGAUCUGCGCUGCCGCCUACGACCCGCUGGUGAAGAACGCCAUCAAGUGGUUCCAGGCCCUCUACUUUUUGUCCUCCUUCUUCGGCCAGUUUGGGCCCAACGCCACCACAUGGCUGCUGCCUGGUGAGGUGUUCCCCACCGACAUCCGCGCCACAUGCCACGGCAUCUCUGCCGCCACCGGCAAGGUCGGCGCGCUCGUUGCCGGCAUCUGGUUUGCCUACCUCACAAACGCCAACAAGUUCUACGUGGCCGCAUUCUUCAAUCUGGCUGGUCUGGUGUUCACGGUGCUCUUCGUGCCCAACAUCAUGACGCUGGACCUGCGCGAGGGCGACCGCCGCUUCGACGCACUCAUGGCGGGCAAGCAAGAGAACUACACCGGCGACGCCACCCACCCCAAGAACCUGUCCUUCUUCGAGCGCUACGUCCUCAAGUACGGCCGCUUUUACAACGCCGGCGCCGACGCGAAGGCCCGCAAGGAGGAGGGCCUCCGCAGCUCCGGCUCUCUGCCCGCCGGCCAGGCCUGAGCCUACGGUCAUCAAUGACGUGGACGCCACGUCAUCGACAGAGCCGUGAUGUCAGCAAUGUGACUUGGCGGGAGGGAGUGCGAGGCAAAUUCGUCUGCCCGGACGCAUGGCGGUCGUGAGCGAUGCUCGGCAGCUCCAACAUUGUGGAGGUGUGAGGAUACGCGCGGGUGCAGGUUCAUUUUUUUUUGUGGCUGUGAGCUGCACUGCAGCGCGGGAGUCGCUCCUGUGCUUGCUGGGCAUGACACAAACUUUUAGUAUCCUUAGAUUGUAGGAGUAGUAUGUCGCUUGCGCAGCAGUGGUGCAGCGGGUGUGGGACAGGUAGUGCGCAGCGAAGCUGUGCAGGGUGCAUGAAGGAUAUUGUCCUGAUCGGUAGAUUCAAUUGAUGGCACAGGUGCUGCAGCUUGUUAUAGUGCAGUUGCACUGUGAAGUAUGCAAGCAGCUUGAUAUUGCAAGCGGGUCCGCCUUGCCUGAGUCUGAUGGAGCGACCAAGCGCAGCAUAAUGGUCGAACGCCUGAAACCCAGCUUUCCAGAUGAUUAAUUCGGUAGAUGCCCCUUGCUGAGGAAGCAGAGGGAUCACUCUGUCCUUUGGGCCAAGGGCAAAGGCUUUGGCCACAUGCAUGGCCCUUAUCUAUACACCGCAUUUCCAAUUCUUGGAUAGCAUAGUGGGUAGAUAUCCUCAUAAGUCCAUGUGUAAAAGACUUUGAUCCAGUCAAA